This is a messenger RNA of Chelonia mydas (Green sea turtle), 1819 nucleotides long. RefSeq names its product SERPINE1 mRNA binding protein 1 (gene SERBP1). Gene Ontology annotation, molecular function: mRNA 3'-UTR binding. The transcript is spliced from 10 exons. Bases 117 to 1475 code for a protein of 452 amino acids. NCBI's taxonomy places the organism in Eukaryota, Metazoa, Chordata, Testudines, Cheloniidae. The record is from RefSeq and is a predicted model, not a curated record. Gene Ontology annotation, cellular component: cytoplasm; nucleus.
CCUGGCGCCGGAAGAGAAGCGGGUCUCUUUGGGGCCGGCCAUCUUGUGGGGUAUCGCGAGCAGGGGGCUGGGGCCUGGGCAGCAUCGGAGGAGGAUCCCGCCGAGAGGGGCCCAUCAUGCCCGGACACCUGCAAGAAGGGUUCGGCUGCGUCGUCACCAACCGCUUCGACCAGCUCUUUGACGACGAGUCGGACCCCUUCGAGGUGCUGCGGGCGGCCGAGAGCCGGAGGAAGGAGAGCGGCGGCGGCGGGAGCCAAGGGGGCGGCGGCGGCGGGCCCCGUAGCGGGCAGGCGGCUCAGGCCAACUCCUCUGGCGGGGUCGGCAGCGGGGGCUCGGGCCAGGCUGGGGGAGGCGGCGGCGGCAGCAGCAGCGCGGCCAAGCAGCUGCGCAGGGAGUCCCAGAAAGAGCGCAAGAACCCGCUGCCCCCCUUCGCUGCCGCGCCCGGGGGCGCCGGCGACCGCAGGGAGGAGGGCAGCGGGCAGCCCGCCGCGCCGCUGAGGAAGGAAGGUAUAAGACGAAUUGGCAGACGGCCUGAUCAGCAGCAGCCUCAGGGUGAAGGCAAGCCUAUUGAGAGGAGACAAGAGAGACGACCGCCUCGUGAACGCCGAUUUGAUAAACCUGCUGAAGAGAAGGGUGAAGGAGGGGAAUUUUCUGUGGAGAAACCCAUUAUUGACCGACUUAUACGUGGUCGUGGUGGUCCAGGCGGAAGAGGUGGACGUGGUGGUCGUGGACGUGGAAUGGGCAGAGGAGAUGGCUUUGACUCCCGUGGCAAGCGUGAAUUUGACAGGCAUAGUGGAAGUGAUAGAUCUUCUCUCUCACAUUCCCAUUUCAGUGGCCUAAAGCAUGAGGAUAAACGUGGUGGCAGUGGAUCACACAACUGGGGAACCGUCAAAGAUGAGCUAACUGAUUUGGAUCAGUCAAACGUGACCGAGGAAACACCAGAAGGAGAGGAACAUCCACCUGCUGAUUCUGAGAAUAAAGAGAAUGAGGUGGAAGAGGUUAAGGAAGAAGGCCCAAAAGAAAUGACCCUGGAUGAAUGGAAAGCUAUUCAGAAUAAGGAUCGUGCAAAAGUUGAAUUCAACAUCCGUAAACCAAAUGAGGGUGCUGAUGGGCAAUGGAAAAAAGGAUUUGUUCUCCAUAAGUCAAAGAGUGAGGAGACGAAGGGGAUGACAGAAAUGCCGGGGAGUCCGCUGGAGUCAAAUGAGGCUCAUGCUGAAGACUCUGUAAUGGAUCAUCACUUCCGUAAACCAGCAAAUGAUAUUACGUCCCAGCUGGAGAUCAAUUUUGGAGACCUUGGUCGCCCCGGACGUGGUGGCAGAGGUGGUAGAGGUGGCCGGGGACGUGGUGGAAGGCCCGGGCGUGGAAGCAGAACUGACAAAUUGGUGAAGGAGUUUGACGUGAUCCACACACCCAGUCAGUCAAGUGCUUCUGCUCCUGAUGUAGAUGACCCAGAGGCUUUCCCAGCUCUGUCCUAAACUGGAUGUCAUAAGCCAACUCUGCCCCCUCGCUGGGCCCUCCUCUACGAGGCUUGCAUGCUUAAGGAUCCUAAACAACUAAGAAAUUUAAAAAAUGAGACUGUCAUUCAUACCAUUCACACCUAAAGACUGAAUUUUAUCUGUUUUGAAAAUGAACUUCUCUCGCUACACAGAAGCAACAAUAUGGUAGUCAGUUUUGUAUUUAGAAAUGUAAUGGUAGCAGGGAUGUUUUCAUAAUUUUUUCAGAGAUUAUGCAUUCUUCAUGGAUACUUUUUUGUAUUGCUGCUUGAAAAUAUGCGUUUCCAAACUUGAAAUAUAGGUGUGAACAGUGUGUACCAGUUAAA